Uranotaenia lowii is the source of this 3728-nucleotide messenger RNA. RefSeq names its product adenylosuccinate synthetase (gene Adss). Gene Ontology annotation, biological process: IMP metabolic process; 'de novo' AMP biosynthetic process. Gene Ontology annotation, molecular function: adenylosuccinate synthase activity; GTP binding. The transcript has 8 exons. The coding region runs from base 765 to 2150 and encodes 461 amino acids. NCBI's taxonomy places the organism in Eukaryota, Metazoa, Arthropoda, Insecta, Diptera, Culicidae. The record is from RefSeq and is a predicted model, not a curated record. Gene Ontology annotation, cellular component: cytoplasm.
UAUAGUUUUGGUUGGUUGUCAUCGACCCUCGUGUGCAAAAAUUGCUCUCGCUCGGCUGGUUCGCGAUUAUCUCGCGAUUUACCUGUUCCUCGAGUAGAACCACGCGCUUGUUAUUUUUUCGAUUCUCAAUCUACUACCCCGUGCGGUGCUGCAAAAUCUACACAGUAGUGUGGCGAAUAGCUAAAAUAAAAUCUGUUAUUCAGCUGCUUCGUAGUUCCGAGAAUAGGAGGAAGUGGUUCAGUCUGCAACUAGCUCGCUUUCCGCGGCGACGUGACUCUGGGCGAGCUGCCUUGGAACCGCUGAAUUGGUCGAAAAAAAAAACGUGCGUGAAAUAUUGGUGGUCGUGUUGUUGAAAAUAUCCCACCUUCCCCCCUUUUUCCCGCAGUCGGGUCGAGUCGCGAGUGUACUCAUGUGGUGAUCCUUCCGCUGAAGGUUGUGCGUUGUAGUGAUUCAUCAGGUUAACUGGGACUUGAGACAGCUGGCUGUCCUGCAAACUUCCGCUUGAAGCUGGCUUUGGCUUUCUCAAAAAGGCCUGCAAGCAUUUUUGAUUUCGGGUUGAUUCGGCGAGAAGGGUAAAUUCAAUUUCCGGCCAAAUAGCGCCUGAUUGCUGUGUUAGCGGUGUGCUUUCAUUUCCGUGACCUUUCCGGUGCUGUCAGCGAGGUGGAAAAUCAAAUUUUCUCUGUAAACCAGCUGUGCUGUAGGGACUUUUCAGUUUCCAUCGGAGUGGUAAAAUCGGAAGAAAUUGGACAAAAGCUUGACUUAUCAUGUCGCAAGCAACGCCACAAGUCAAUGGGGAGAACCAUAAUGGUAACUUUCAUCCUCCGGCUGGAAACCAUGAGGAAAUGCACCAGCGCUGUCUGAAUCCGUACCGCUCGAAGGUGACCGUGGUGCUGGGAGCUCAAUGGGGCGACGAAGGCAAGGGCAAGGUGGUCGACAUGUUGGCUACAGAGGCGGACAUCGUCUGCCGGUGUCAGGGAGGCAACAAUGCCGGUCAUACGGUCGUGGUCAAUGGCAAGGAUUUCGAUUUCCAUCUGCUGCCCAGUGGGAUCAUCAACGAAAACUGUAAAUCCAUUAUCGGAAAUGGAGUUGUCAUUCAUCUGCCGGGGCUGUUUGAGGAACUGGCCAAAAACGAAGCCAAGGGAUUGACCGAUUGGGAGAAGCGGUUGAUCAUAUCCAAUCGCGCACAUUUGGUGUUCGAUCUGCACCAACAGGUAGAUGGCUUGCAGGAAGCCGAGAAGGGAGGCAAAUCGCUGGGCACCACAAAGAAGGGUAUUGGACCAUGUUACUCUAGCAAGGCUACUCGCAACGGUAUUCGCGUGUCUGAUCUCCUGGGAGACUUCAAAGUCUUCAGCGAAAAAUUCGAGUCUAUGGUUAACAUGUACAAAAGACUGUAUCCGACUACCUUUGAGGUCGACGUUGAAGCUGAGCUUAAAAGAUAUGGCGAGUACGCGGAGAGGCUGCGACCCCUUGUGCAUGAUACCAUAUCCUUCUUGCACACGUCGCUCAAGGAAGGCCGAAGCGUUCUGGUCGAGGGUGCGAAUGCCGCUAUGCUGGACAUAGAUUUUGGUACUUACCCGUACGUAACCAGCAGCAAUUGUAGUAUUGGAGGAGUGCUCACUGGUCUUGGACUUCCACCGCAGACAAUUGGUGAAGUUAUUGGGGUCGUGAAAGCGUACACGACCCGCGUCGGCGAUGGUCCAUUCCCUACCGAGUUGCAUGAUGAAAUUGGUUCCUUUUUGCAAAAACGAGGCGGUGAGAUUGGCGUUACUACGAAAAGAGUGCGCAGAUGUGGCUGGCUGGAUUUGGCCUUGCUGCGAUAUACCGGAAUGGUUAACGGCUACACUUCACUUUGCUUAACAAAACUCGACAUUCUCGAUACACUCAAGGAAAUUAAAGUAGCUGUUAGCUACAACCUGAACGGCGAACGGAUCAACUACUUCCCGGGUUCGAUCACCGAGUUGGGCCAGGUCGAGGUGAACUACAUUACCAUGCCCGGCUGGCUCAAGUCCACCGAGAACGUGCGGGACUUCAAUGAACUGCCACCGGAAGCGCAGGACUACAUCCGGCUGAUCGAAAACGACCUGGGCGUGCCGGUAAGGUGGAUCGGUGUUGGCAAGGGCCGUGAAUCGAUUAUCAAUGUUAAGGAUUAAUUAGCCGAAGAAGUUCGCAACGGUUGGUGCGUUUGCUUUCUUCCUACAUCGCGAAAGAUUGCAGGAUAAUACGCGGCAGUGUCGAAAUUAUUGGAAAUGUGAGCAACAUAAGGGAAACUUCAAUUUGUACGAACAUAAGCGUUUCAAAUUUUAAUGAAUUCAUUUUCGCCGAAUUGAGAUGGGGAUAGUAAUAGACUACUAUUCCCAUUAAUAAACAUAAUUUCGUUUCGUUUUUCUGGUUUCUGAGUACAAUUUUGUGAAACUACUUAUAUUACAUUCGCUCUGGUAACGUAAAUGAUAGGACUACAAAAAAUAAAUUUUGUUUGUGUUUCCUAACAAUAAAUCUCGAAUACCGAGUGUUUGAACUUUUGUAAAAAUAAUGGAACAAUUUUAAACUAAAAUAACAAAAUUAUGUUUACCGGUCGUCUAAAAUAUAUCAAUGUGAAUUGUUGUUUACAAAAAAAAGUGAAAUUUCGCUAUCAAACGAGCAUCCUAAAUCGUUUAAACUACUAAAUUCAACGUUAACUAUGUGGCUUCAGUGCCAAAUAAAGCAAAUACUUAACCGAGAUGAAACUAUGAGAAAGAUAAAACACCACAUUCAGUACGAUUUAUCGCACAAAUAAACGAAGAAUAGCCUAACAUGAAGGGUUAACACAUCAAACUAUGCCCACGCAAUUAAGGAACUAUAACUGAAUAAAAAUACAACGUAGUUAGAUUUUACAUAAAAAGAAUUCUUUUAGUAGUAGCUACUACUACAUCAGCUUAUUAACAGCACGUUUUAUGAUUGCACUAUACUAUGCAGAAUCGAAUGAUUUUGAGUACACCCAUUAGAUUGUAACCUUUUCCACAAUCCCCUAGCUGAUAGGUAAGAGACAAACAUUGUUAGUAUGUUAAACCCGAUUUUGGUCUUUGAACUUUGAACGCAAGUAAAUUUAAGGCAGAUGUGUUAUUAUAGAUAAGUGGCAUUUUUGCUGGUCGCCAUUACAUGGCGAAACUGAUCACACGUUUUUCACUACUAUAAAUAUUAAAUUGUAUAAACGCUGCAAGCACUUUCAAUGAUUUUUUUUUUAUUACAAACAACAUUUAAGUUUAAGCUAAAAGGCAAAGUGUUGAGUAAAGUGCCCCAAUAUUGUGUACGGGGAUAAUAAAACUCGAUAAAUCUUACGCGCAUUAGGCUUCGAUUGAUCAUUGGAAUGCCAGAAGGUCAUAUGCAUAAUUUAAGUCCGAUCGCAAAACGGGAAGGGGUCGCAAAACGAACGCCUGAAAUUCGUAUGGAAUUUUGAAACAUUUUUUUCGGGAGAGACAUGAUAAACUGGUUCUAUGUGAAAUAACUAUAAUUUGUGUCAUAAUGUGUCAUAAUUUAAGCCUUAAAAAAACCCAUAUUCAAAAGAAACCGGCUGGUCCUAAACAAAAUGCCAUAAGUCUCAAUUUAACUUCAGACUCUGUCUGUUCGGACUCAAUUUGGCAUGUGAGCUUCCGGUAUGCCAAGAACCAGUUAUAGCCUGAGUUUGGGUCACCUUAGUGUUGAGUUUAUGUUAAGGCGUAUUGUAAUAUAAAUAAAAUAACUAUUUCUCAGAA